This is a messenger RNA of Candidozyma auris, 750 nucleotides long. RefSeq lists its product as uncharacterized. The transcript has a single exon. The record is from RefSeq and is a predicted model, not a curated record. NCBI's taxonomy places the organism in Eukaryota, Fungi, Ascomycota, Pichiomycetes, Serinales, Metschnikowiaceae. The coding region runs from base 1 to 750 and encodes 249 amino acids.
AUGGAAUUCUAUGAGCAAUGCCAAAUCCAGCAGGUGGCGCCACUCAUCACGCUAUCUUUGCACGAGCUGAACGCCACAAGCCACCUAAAAUGCCACUUGCGCAAGUCAGACAUCGCCAAUUGCGUGUGGGACAACAGCAUACUAAAAAAUCGUCUCCUGAGUGCCAAAUAUAUCCUCGAGUUUUGUGACGAGGAGACUGCCAGGGCGAGAAUCGAAACACGGCCGAAGGAAGAUGGCGCUCAUUCUUUGAUCUCUCCGUUUAACGUUGAGUCUGACUUGUUUCCCAAUGGUAUCUUGUCUGAACAGUGGUUUCUCAAGUACACCAGAGAUGUGCCGUUUGCGUUCGUUCAAACACACUUAUUAGACGACGAUCCCACUACAGAUGAAGCAUUAGGGCUAGCAUUGGCAGCUAAGCGCCAGGAGUAUGCGAGCUUUGGGGUCAAAUACGUUGCUGUCUUGCUUUCAGACGGCGACCCUAUAGCCGAUCAGGAUAGAGUUGACAAACUACGGCUAGUGUCGGGACUCCCCAGACUUACAGGCAUUUUUUACCUCAAUGCGGACCCGGAAACCCUAGAACGGGACUGUGGAAUCCUAGCGUCGAGUAUCUUCAGUAAUUUGAAGGCACUGGCCGCAGACUUCUACUCUGGAGUGGAAGCCCGGAUCAAGCAGCGAUAUAAAAAUAUUACACCAUGCCGUCUUUUGAUAAUGUUGAUACGAAAAUUAGCCUCACUCCAAAGUUUCUCGAAGUAA